AAUCCUCCUUUUCCCAUCGUGCCUUGGGCCACGGAGCUCGGAGUGGACCCGGAAGUUCCGGGUGGAGUUCCGGGUGCCAACACGUCUUCUGACUGGAGUAAUGGCCGCGCUCUGUCUCUUCGAUGUGGAUGGGACCUUGACUGCCCCGCGGCAGAAAAUUACAAAAGAAAUGGAUGACUUUCUACAAAAAUUGAGGCAGAAGACCAAAAUUGGAGUGGUAGGUGGGUCAGAUUUUGAGAAAGUACAAGAACAACUGGGAAAUGAUGUGGUUGAGAAAUACGAUUAUGUGUUUCCAGAGAAUGGCUUGGUGGCAUACAAAGAUGGGAAGUUUUUGUGUAAGCAGAGUAUUCAAGGUCAUUUGGGGGAGGCAGUGAUCCAAGACCUGAUCAACUACUGUCUGAGCUACAUUGCAAAAAUUAAACUUCCUAAGAAAAGGGGAACUUUCAUCGAAUUCCGAAAUGGCAUGUUGAAUGUGUCCCCUAUUGGAAGAAGCUGCAGCCAAGAAGAACGAAUUGAGUUCUAUGAACUUGAUAAAAAAGAAAAUAUACGACAAAAAUUCGUGGCAGACCUGAAGAAGGAGUUUGCAGGGAAAGGCCUCACAUUCUCCAUAGGUGGCCAAAUCAGCUUUGACGUCUUUCCUGAUGGAUGGGACAAGCGGUAUUGCCUGAAACACCUAGAAAAUGAUGGUUACAAAACCAUUUAUUUCUUUGGAGACAAGACUAUGCCGGGUGGCAAUGACCAUGAGAUCUUCACAGACUCCAGAACUGAGGGCUACACAGUGACUGCACCAGAGGACACACGCAGGAUCUGUGAGGAGCUCUUCCCUUAACAUCAGAGGAAUGGGGUCCUGGCCAACAAGACUGAAAGGUCCCUCGGGGUCAGGGGUCACUUAGGGCCAGAGCUGGAGUCCUCCUCAUGUGCAUAUGCCCCUAGCCUCCAGCCAGGCUGUCCUCAUGGGUCUAAACACACAAGGACUACAGGUCACCUCACUGGGC
This is a messenger RNA of Phodopus roborovskii (desert hamster), 995 nucleotides long. It is a transcript of the gene Pmm2, whose product is annotated as phosphomannomutase 2. Gene Ontology annotation, cellular component: cytosol. Gene Ontology annotation, molecular function: phosphomannomutase activity. Gene Ontology annotation, biological process: protein N-linked glycosylation; mannose metabolic process; GDP-mannose biosynthetic process. The transcript is spliced from 8 exons. Bases 101 to 829 code for a protein of 242 amino acids. Lineage: Eukaryota; Metazoa; Chordata; Mammalia; Rodentia; Cricetidae. The record is from RefSeq and is a predicted model, not a curated record.